Molecule: messenger RNA, 2685 nt
Organism: Protobothrops mucrosquamatus (brown spotted pit viper)
Lineage: Eukaryota; Metazoa; Chordata; Lepidosauria; Squamata; Viperidae
Product: SERTA domain-containing protein 2-like
Exons: 2
Coding region: 107-961 (284 amino acids)
Cellular component (GO): nucleus
Molecular function (GO): transcription regulator activity
Source: RefSeq, a predicted model, not a curated record
AGCAGGGAUCCCGGCUGGCUGGGUUGGGAGCCAGCGCCGCGCCGCCCAGCCGAGGGAGAGGGGAUCCCGUGUGUCCCUCGACUCUCUCUGGAACCCUAGCAGGUUCAUGUUGGGAAAAGGUUUGAAACGCAAGCUGAAUGAUUAUGAAGAGAACAUGGCUGGUGUGUCAAGUGCCUUUGAUUCCAGUCGAAACCUGCCAUACCCACUCAAACGUCAGUUGGUGCUCAAUGUUUGCCUUGCCAAGUUACAGACAUAUAAGAUGUUGGUGGAACCAAAUUUACAUCGUUCUGUGCUUAUAGCCAAUACGGUCAGACAAAUCCAAGAAGAGAUGAGGCAAGAAACUAGCCAACAGUCUGUUAACAUGUGCAGUGGUUUAAGUACCACCCCUUCUAAUUACUUAGGUUUUGAUUUGUUUGGAAUGCCUUCACACUUUCUGCCUGGUAUUAUUCAACCGGAAUCAUAUGGUUACGAAUCACGGUCUAUGGAAAGUCCAAUUGAAAAUAGCUUGUUGAUGGUUUCAGAUAAUGACAUGUCAUCAGCCAUUUCCUCUAUUCUAAAAGAUUUGGACUUCAUGGAAGAUGUGAGUCCACCUUCUUACUUGGCUGGAUCUGGAGAUGAUCAAUUCAAGACUUCUGAAAUGUCAGUUCUUAAAUUAGAAGAAGAUAGACAAGACUUGAAAGGAGUAGAAUGUGUGUUUGGUUCCUUUGAAAUUUCAAAUUCAACUAGUUACUUGAAGGACUUAGCUAUUGAUGACAUAUUUGAAGAUAUUGACACUUCAAUGUAUGAUUCAGACUUUGAUUGCCCCUCAUCAACUUCUCCAAGAACACUGUCUGUGGCAACAACAGAAGAAAUGUUGAAGACAUUCCCUUCUUGCAAUUCUUCCUCAGCAAACAACAUCCCAAUAUGCAGAAGUGAUAUCACAGAUUUAGACCAUAUUAUGGAAAUACUUGUAGGGUCCUGACACAUUUGCUAGCCCAAAGAUACAUUUUCCUAAGUUGCCAUACAAUGCUGGUUUAAAGAUAAGUCCCAAAGGGAGAGCAGACUUCAAAGUGUUAUGCCACAAAGGCAGCUACAGUCAUUUUUCUUCAAUGGUUCUCAAAACCUCCCUAAAAUUCCUAUAAACCAAAAAAAAAAGUGACAGUCUGUUAGAUAAAAUGGAGUAUUUAUUAAAUCAAUUGUGCAAUCUUUUUAACCUUUUUAGGCUAUACAUGAGUAUAUCUCAUGUGUUUCUAACUUUUUAAUGUGCAAUUUUAAUCUGUGAAGGAUUUGCAGAACAGUGAUUUUCAUAAGGGGAAACAUCUGAAGUCUAAAGAUUUAUUUUUAGUAUUACAUUAUUGGCAUUCACUGAAAUUGCAUACUUGGAUUUGCAGCCUCAGUACAGUAUAUUUCUAAAGUAUUUAAGGAACUAUAGAUCUCUUCCCUUUGAUUGAAGAUUCUAGAUACUUGGCAGCAAAAUCUCUUGCAUUUUAUAAAACAUUUAAAAUUAUUUAUUUUUGUAAAUUUUAUAGCCUUUUUACAUUUUACUACAAUAUUCUAGAUUGGAGAUGAAUUUCUGGUUGGAUGUGGCUGGCACUACCUCUGUUAGCAGAAAUGCUUUAACUCUUUGCUUUGUCUAACACUGCAGAUCUUUUAGUUUUCUUGGAUGAUAUUUCUGGUGGUAGAAGCAAACACGGCAAUUUGCUGAUUGGUUAAAUUUUAUUGUAUUUAACUGUAAUUUAUAUGUAUAUUGUCAAAUUUUAGAAUUUUGUCAGUAUUAUGUGCAUCAAUUUGGAGGUAAUAUGGCUUUUUACAAUUUAGUAUUUUCUGUAUAGUUUGAGCUAUUUUAAUUCUCUGAAACAGAAUGUUAGAUUUUAUGUGCAAUAUAUCACUUAAGCAGGCCACUUUUGCACAUCCUACAUUAUAAGGAAAUACAUAAAAUCUAAAUGAUGGAAAUUUAUAAUACUGUGUUAUCAGAGGUAUGCAAUUCUGUCUGCUGGCAGCUCUGUAAGAGUUGAAUAUGGCUUGCCUAAGCACCGCUCUGAUUUUGUACAUUUCCUUUUCUUAAAAUGGAACUUCAGUUGUCCAAAGUGCUUGCAAUGGAUUGUAUCUUCUUAGUGGCAGUUUUUAUCUUGGUUUGGCCAAAUAAAGUUCUAAUUGAGUAGAAAUCCAGCAAAUUAUGCUGCCAUUUAAGAGUUAGUAGUCUGCCUACAUAAGAAUUACACUUCAAAUUAAAGAAUAGUUUUUUGCCACAACUUAAGAUGGGUUUGACAUUUGCACAUAAUAUGCCGAAGUGUUCAAUUCAUUGUGUACAAAGCCUGUCCUAGUCCAGCUUUGGUGCUAUUUGGCAGACUGUCUUAGUGCUGGCACCAUUUGAGGACAGCUCUGUAUUGCCAAAAUGUUGACAUUCCAAUGACAAGCCUGUGCUGUUCCAUAGUCAUAGAAGCAGCACCUGUUCACUUCAUACUGAAGACACAUAGCCAUUCUUAUGUUCUAACGUUGCAUCCCUGAGGGAUCCAGUAAAUUUGAAAAUGAUAUAAUAAACCACUCAUUGAGCAAGCAACACAAUAGAUGUAGAUAAGUAAAAAAAAGGUGGGAGAAACAGGAAAAUAUUACCAUUCUAUCUACUACCAGAUAGACUUUUAUGUAUGUACAUAUCCACAUACUCCUCAUUGCUUCCAAUGCUAGCAAACUUAAUAUUUAUAACUA